Molecule: messenger RNA, 1966 nt
Organism: Lathyrus oleraceus (garden pea)
Lineage: Eukaryota; Viridiplantae; Streptophyta; Magnoliopsida; Fabales; Fabaceae
Exons: 14
Coding region: 436-1644 (402 amino acids)
Biological process (GO): mitotic spindle assembly; activation of protein kinase activity; regulation of mitotic spindle organization
Cellular component (GO): nuclear microtubule; spindle
Molecular function (GO): protein kinase activator activity; microtubule binding
Source: RefSeq, a predicted model, not a curated record
UUCAUAUAUUCAAUUUUUCAAUUUUUCAAUUUUCAAUUUUCAAUUUCUUCUCUGUUUUUCUCUCCCCUCUCUUUCUUUCUUUCUGUUAUUCCUCUGUUUAUUUUCAUCAACGAAAUCUUCGCCAUUUUCUCCGACAACAUAAUCUCUUCCAUUUCCUUUUAUUCAAUUUCAAUUAUUACCAAAUCAUUAUUAUCAUUCUCACUCUUUCACUCUACUAAUUAUAAUUAAUUAUUUCCGUUCAUAACUCUCUCUCUCGUUUUCCGGGAAAAAUCAAAAUUUUCCUUGAAACGAGAGAGGCGGAAACAGGAAGACCCUUGUUGAUGAAUCAUUGAAAAAUCGAAACUUGAUACUGAUUCUUAAUUGGGUUUCUAAAUUUGUAUUUUUUUGAUGAUGGGUUGUUAGGAUUUUUAUUUUGUAUGAGCGAGGGUAAGAAAGAUGGAAGGGUUCGUGGAGAUUGAGGUUCACGAGAAUUCUUUGUGUUUGGAGGACGAGGUUGAUGUUAAAUAUGAAUUUGAUGCUCCUAUGUUCUUUGAUUUCACAAAAGAUGAAUCGCUUUUGGAUGAUUGUGAAGCGGAACAAUGGUUUGAAUUUGCAACAAGUUAUCCACCUUCACCAUUCGUGUCGAAUUUUAAAUGGGGAAAUGGCAGUGAAAUAGAAAAUGCGAAUGGAUGUGUUGAUCCUCAACAAGUUUCUGCAAUGGAUGAUGAGAAUAAUAGAGGAGUUAAAAAUUCCUAUAAAAAAUCACAAGAUGCUUUAGAUGAUAAGGUAAAGACACUAAGCAGGUCAAGUUCAUCAAAAUCUAAAGUUUAUACAUUCAUGAAACCGACCGCAAGUCAUUUGGCCAAGCUGAAGAACCUUCCAGAAGUUCAAACCUCUCAAUCUCUCAGAAGGAAUCAGGAAAAAAGUUCUUUGUCUAUAGACGGCCAAUUAUUAACCAAAAGGCAGAAGCUUGAAGCCGGUUUCCUGCGUAAGGUUGCACAUCUGAAGCAUCAAACUCUUCUUACACAUAAAACUAAAGAGGUCGAUGGUGCCGAUGUAAAUUUAGCCUCUAAACCAAACACUACUAUUCCGAGAGAACCGAAUCUGCAAACAGCACUCCGAGCACAAAGACACAAGUCUAGAACUAAUACUGAAUCCGUUAAACAUACAAAAUCGGGUUUGCAGGUUCCUAAAGCGCGGUCCUUAACUAAAAAAGGUGGAGGUGCUUUGAACACAAGUUCCAUCUCAAAUAGUGAAACCAGGACAAACUCAAAACAGGAAAAGUGUAGAAUGAUUAACAAACUCCGAGCUAGCACCGAUGAUAAGAAACUCACAAAUAAAGGAGAAAGAGGUGUUUUUCGGAAUAUCAAAGUAUUUCCAUUGGAAGAAAAUGACAAGACAUUUCAAGAUGAACCACCAACAGAAUUACUUAGCAAGCUCACCCUAACUUCUGAAGCCAAACAAACUGCAAAAUCACAACCAAAGGAGAAAUCAAUUUCUAAGAGCUUGAAGGAGAAUAGACGUGGAUCGUCGCGCCAAGAGCACGAGAUGAUGAACUUGGUCAAAGAAGAAAUUCAGAGAUUAUACGGCAAGCAAUAUCAAUGUUCUCAGGAAAUGGGGUCCCUUGUGACAAUGCAGACAUGUAAGUUGGAGCUCGGACACUGAUCGAAAAUAGAGUCACCAUUCUCCCCAUCGGUGCUCAUUAGUCUAGAUAAAUUUGCUUAAACUUACACAAAAGAUUCCUUCAAUAAUUGGAAGACAUUUCAAAGGAUCCUUAAUUGCUAUUAGGGAAGAAGUUCCAAAAAUGAAACAAAGUAAUAGGGCAUUGGAAAUUCUCUAAUGUCCAUUUUCUUUUCUGUUAAUUCUAUGUAUAAAGAAAGCUACAAAAUGUAAUGUGAUACAGUUUGAGGCAUAUGAAUAAAAUACCUGUAAAUUGUUACUGGUUACUAAAGUAUGUAACACAAUAACUAAGAUUCUUGCACUACUA